Molecule: messenger RNA, 2729 nt
Organism: Pundamilia nyererei
Lineage: Eukaryota; Metazoa; Chordata; Actinopteri; Cichliformes; Cichlidae
Gene: tmprss15
Product: transmembrane serine protease 15
Exons: 21
Coding region: 1-2382 (793 amino acids)
Biological process (GO): proteolysis
Cellular component (GO): membrane
Molecular function (GO): protein binding; serine-type endopeptidase activity
Source: RefSeq, a predicted model, not a curated record
AUGGGCGGAGCCUAUUGUGUGAACAGGGUUGAUGACGGACUUUCAGUUCAGGUUACCUUCCCUCAUUUUGAAACUGAAGAAAACAGCGACACUCUGAGGCUUUAUGAAGGUGUGGGACCAAACAAAGUCUUCACAGCUCAGUUCUCAGGCUCCACCUCUCCUGGAAAUGUGUGGCUGCUGACCGACCAAUCAACUGUGGAGUUCACCUCUGAUGAUAUCAACAGUCUGUCAGGGUUCAUAGCCACGUACAGUGCAGCCAACAUUUCCACGCUGUCAAACGAGGAGAAGCUCACCUGCAACUUCGAGCAGGGCAUGUGUUUCUGGAGGCAGCAGCAAGAUGAUAACGGGGACUGGUUUCGAAUCAGAGGCCCCACUUUUCCGACUUUAACUGGCCCAAGUGUCGACCACACGCUGGGUAACAGCUCAGGUUUCUACAUUGUCACUUCUAAGAGUCCUGGCCAAUGGGAGAAGAGCUUCAGGCUCGACAGCCUUCCUCUGACUCCAUCCAUGCAGCCCAUGUGUCUGAGCUUCUGGUACCACAUGUUUGGACAGGAUGUUCACCAGCUCAGAGUCCGGCUGCUGAUGGAAUCUGAUGUUACCAUAUUCCAGAGAGAUGGUGACUAUGGCGACACCUGGAACUAUGGCCAGGUGACCCUUAACCUGACAUCAGAGGCUAUGGUGGCGUUUGAAGCUCUGAAGAAAGGAGGGAUGUUGAAUGACAUUGCUCUGGAUGACAUCACACUGACCUCUGAUGCCUGUGGGCCCGCCCCCCCUGAACCCACCAAUGUACCACCUCCAACAACCACACCCCCCAUACCAGCUGACUGUGGAGGCCCGUUUGACCUCUGGGAGCCAAACUCUACAUUCAACACACCAAACUACCCAGAAUCCUAUGGGAAUGGGGCAGAGUGUCUGUGGACUCUGCAUGCUGGGGAAGGUCACAAUAUUCAGCUCCACUUCCUGGACUUUGACAUUGAAGCAUCCAGUGAUAUGGUGGAAGUGCGGGAUGGGGCGGGGCCUAACUCCACCUUACUGGCUGUCCUCACAGGAAAUGGCCCCACCCAUGACUUCUUCUCAAUAGCCAAUCAAGUUACAGUGUGGUUCUAUACAGACAGUUCAGUUUCUGGGAAAGGAUUCAGAGCCAACUUCACCUCUGGGGUCAACCUGGGGUCACCAGCUCCGUGUGCUGAUGGUCAGUUCCAGUGUCAGACAGGAAGUUGCAUCCAUGGUAACAAUCAGUGUGAUGGUGUGGUCGACUGUCCCGACAGCUCUGAUGAAGCCAAAUGUGUUAUGUUGCAGGUAAAUGGUUCCAGUCGGCUUCAGGUUCAAAUUGUCUCUUCUCUGUUCACGGUGUGCACUGACACCUGGAGCUCUCAACUGUCUAACUUCACCUGUCAGUACCUCGGAUACAGGUCCGGGAAGGCCUCGUUCCUGCCGGCUCGGCCACAAGACUCGCCGUUUGCUCUCAUCACAAUCAGCAAUGAUGGGACACUGAAAACCAACAUCAGUGAAACUUGCCACAGAGAGGAAGUGAUGUCACUGGCCUGUAAUAACCAGCCGUGUGGAGUCCGUCAGGUCACAAAUGUCUCAAGGGAGGCAGACCAAUCAGAACACAGGACACCUGGUGAUGAAGGUGCUGGCCGAGUGGUGGGCGGGGUUAAUGCUGAGGAGGGUGCAUGGCCGUGGAUAGUGUCUCUUCAGUGGAGGGGACGUCAUGCCUGUGGAGCCUCAGUGAUUGGCAGUGACUGGCUGCUGACUGCGGCUCACUGCGUUUAUGGGAAGAACGUUGACCUCCAAUCAUGGUCGGCGGUUCUCGGUCUUCACGCUCAGAAUGAUCAAACCUCAGAGGCUGUUCAGACCCGACAAGUCGAUCGCAUCAUCUUCAAUGAGCAGUACAACAGACGGACCAAACAGGCCGACAUCGCCAUGAUGCAUCUGCAGCAGCCAAUCAACUUCACCCAGUGGGUCCAGCCAGUGUGUUUACCACCUGAAGGUCAGAAUUUCACAGCAGGAAGAAAAUGUUUCAUCGCUGGCUGGGGCCGAAACACUGACGGUUCUCUCCCCGAUGUUCUCCAGGAAGCCGAGAUUCCACUGGUGGAUCAGGAUCUGUGUCAACAGCAGCUACCCGAGUACACCAUCACCUCCAGCAUGCUCUGUGCCGGAUACCAAGAGGGAGGGGUCGACUCCUGUCAGGGCGACUCUGGUGGUCCUCUGAUGUGUCUGGAUGAUGGAAGCUGGACUCUGAUUGGUGUGACCUCAUUUGGCGCAGGCUGUGGACUUCCUCAGAAACCCGGAGUCUAUGCUCGAGUCUCAGCCUUUGCUUCCUGGGUCGCUCAGACCCGACGUUCCUCCUCUUCAUCACACUUUAAAGAUCCACUGUGACCUUCCACGUGUUCCGAUUAUAAAAGAGUCACAUGACACACUAACAGCUGACUAGAUGGAAACACAUUUCCAAAGAGAAAUCAAUCAAGUUUGAUUGUUUCAAAUAAAGAUCUGAUUAAUCAAGUCUAUGAAAUAAAGAUUUUAUUCUAAAACUUUCAUUAUGGCGUAAAAUCCAACUCUGUCAGCAGGUGGCAGCAGAACACAGUGACCAAAAAGAUGCGUUCAACUUUUUAUGUUUAUCAGUAACAACCAGAACAGAAAUGUGUUGAAUGCAGAGAAAAUAUCAAAUCUGUGAUUCUAAAAUCUCUUCUCUGUUUGUAUCAGUCUAAACAAAAUAAAUGAAAUUC